GAACCAAUACCGUUGGCAGCCAUGCUGUUCAGCCGUGGUGCGCUCCCGACUCCGACGAUGUUUGUGCGUGCCUGGCACGGCAGCUGUCUCAUUGUCGUGUUCGCUGUCACCGUUGUCGCGUGAGAAGGCUCGCGUACGCGCGGACACCACGGUGCGAUAGCGUCCCGACACUACCGAGUGUGCCGUCCAAAUCAACGCGACAUGUCAAGUCAAAUAUGCCUAAAGUGGAACAGUUUUCUCAGCAACAUUGCAACCAGCUUCGAGAGCCUGUGGGAGGAAGAAGGUCUAGUGGACGUGACUCUCGCCAGUGACGGACAGUGUCUCACGGCUCAUAAGGUGAUACUCUCGGCCAGCAGUCCCUUCUUUAAGAAGGUCUUCCAGACAAACCCAUGUCAACAUCCGGUUAUAAUACUGCAGGAUGUACACUUUAGUGAAUUGGAGGCACUACUUAUAUUUAUAUAUAAAGGAGAGGUAAAUAUUGAGCAAAAGAAUUUACCAGCGCUUUUAAAAGCAGCAGAAACAUUACAAAUUCGAGGCCUGUCUGGUGGAGAUAUCUUUGGAAAAGAGUCUUAUAAACGGCUGGCUGAAUUAGAACAGACUGAUGGGGAAGAUGUACCACUCAUCAAAGAGGAAACAUCUAAGAAGAAACAAAAAGUUAGCAAACAGCAGAAUAAUUCUAUUUUGGAGAAAGCACUGACACCUAGAAUAUCACAAUCGGAAAAUACAAAUGAAUCGGCCGUUAGUGAUCAAAGUGGGAAAGAUGGAGAAUACAUGUUGCCUGAGUCAUUACCUAAUCCAGUAUAUCAUCGUUUGGAGAUGAAAAUAGAACCAUUGGAAAUGACAGUAGAGGAUCUUCAGAAAUCUUCACAAUCUCCAUUGGACAAGGAAACAGCAGAAAGGCUAGACACAGGACAAACGGAUGAAAAUCAAGGGUCUGGGAACAGUCCUGCUGAAGACAUUUCCGGUUUAUCUGGCUUGUCCGGGCUAAGUGGAUUCUCGGACGUCAAACCGCUGCUUUACUCGUAUCAGCACCUACCUUAUGCCGAUCUCCUGCCGAGCCCGGACAUAAUUUCGACCUGGGCGUCGUCUCGACCGAUGGAUCAUUUAGCCUGCGAUCUCAUGAAAAUCCUUUUCACGCCGGAAGAGAGGAUUCUCUGCAAUGUCAACGGCAAGAUGGGCAAGCAGCAAUUUGACAGUAACAAAAUACACUUAAUCCGGGAGGUCCUGUUGCACUUCAGCGGCAUAGCGCCGAAUAGCAUCGAAUGGGAGGAAGCGUGGAAGAAUUGCGUAACCAAAAUUGAUACUAGCAAUAGGGGCUUGAAAAGGUAUCUGUUUCAGAGGCGUUCGGUCUACACCCAAUGACUAGGGCGUUUUAGGUCAGGGGUCAAACGGAAACGUUUCCACUGGCUGGAAUAGGAUCGUUUUUCUUUUUUUAAACCCGUCGCCCCGUUUUUGCUCGCGGGACUCGUCCGUCGCUUGCUUCUCUUCGAUAUGAGCUUUUGCGCUUUACAUUUAGGGCGUUGUAAAAAAUUGGUGUAAGUAAUCAAUAAGAUUCGCGCGUAUGUAGCCAUUACGGAGGAAGAAGAGACGGACGGUCAGGCAUCCGUGAUUAAAAAUUGCAGAAUUAACAUGCAAUAGGAUCGAAGCGAGCGUUCUCCGAUGCACGGUGAUGAUUCUAGAUUGUAGAUUUUCGGGGUGACAGGGUGUUUAGGAAGAGAUUGUCAUUGUAGAUCAUUGUAAACGCGGUCGAGAAUUAUUUAUACGCUUUAGGUUUGCCACUCAGCGUGACAGGUGGCAAACGAUCGAAUAAUUCUAAGCCCUUUUCGUAGUUCCAUUUUAAUUUUAUAAAAGGUGAAAAUUUUUAUCUUUUCAAAAGAUGGAAAUGUUCAUCUUAUUAAAGCUGAAAAUUUUUAUCUUAUCAAAGAAAACUUUGAGGCACUUCGUUUGAUCUCUCCUCUCGUUCUUCUUCACGCUCGCACUUCGUAUGUACAACCCCUUAAUGUACGCAUUUCUUUUUUCACUUUUUUGGGAAAAAUCAUAAAACACCUUUUGCUUGAAAUUAGGAUGUAAAAAUGUUAUAGUAUCUUUUCUCAUUUUUAUGAUGAAAUAUUUUUACUAUAACAGAGAGAGAGAGUGACGGCAAUAAUAGGCAUGCAGAAAUCUAUUAGGAAAUCCUUGCAUAUGUCGCAGGUGUGUACUUUAAGGGGUUGAAGAAUCUUUUCUCUUGUCGCGGACGCGCUCACGAGCGAGGUCAAUUGUCCAGCUGUCUGCGCAUCUUUAUUUUUCAUAUGGCAUCUUGAAUAACGUAACAUUCCUCCUUAUUGUUUAUUUACGGUAUAUUCAUGCGAGAACUUACUUUGAUGAUAAAACAUGAUAUUAAAGAGUUGGCGUAUCGGGGAGACACGCAAGUCUCUCUUUUUUCUCUCUCGCACUCGAAUAUACACAUCACGUACUCGCUCACACAUUAUCAAUACGGACGGGAUGCGCGUGCAUACGCGUACACGUACUCACGUAGAGGUAUAUAUAUGGUAUGUAUGUAAAUAUAUGUAUUUACACGAGGAUAUGUGUUGGUCGUGGCGAUCACGCGCGUGUGUAAAUACGCAGCACGCAACGAUCACGGCAGUUCUAUGUAAACUUAAAAGAAAGAGAAACCGUAGCUCGUAUGACAGGAAUAGUGAUUUUAAGACAUGCUUCUAGAGUAUUUAAAUCGCAGCAGAAGGUGGUGUUCAGGGUACGCCACAAACUAUUAGGAUAUGCGUUGCAAAUCAACGUAUGAUUUUUACCGUGCGUCCCUUUCUCGAAACUCGCGCGAAAGUGUUCUUUGAUCUCUGUUUACUUGUAAAGUCAUGUUUUUAUUGGUUGUGCGAUACAUUGAUCAUUGAAACGUACUGACAGCUUCGAGCCGGCUAUCAUUUAAAUUGAUAUUAUUGUAGACAAGAGAAACGACUGUUUGCAAAUAAACCUAUUUUUCAUUUUUAA
This is a messenger RNA of Linepithema humile (Argentine ant), 2979 nucleotides long. Its product is annotated as protein abrupt-like. Gene Ontology annotation, molecular function: protein binding; DNA binding. The record is from RefSeq and is a predicted model, not a curated record. Gene Ontology annotation, biological process: regulation of transcription by RNA polymerase II. Gene Ontology annotation, cellular component: nucleus. Lineage: Eukaryota; Metazoa; Arthropoda; Insecta; Hymenoptera; Formicidae.